UAAGUAAUUUCCCUGCGCGCGGAAUACAUUCGCUGAGCGCUGGAUAGUUACUCUCUGAUGUGCAUAAACAACAGACAUAGCUAUUACAUAUAUUGCUGUUAUUUGGUUGUGAUCUAACCCAUUUUUGUUUACUUCUUAAACUGAAGGAUAAUCACGGUUCUUAUACCGCAAAAAUGUGGAACCAAGGAUCAUAUGGAGAGGCCAGUAUGGGUGGUGGAUACACACAGUCACCAGGGGGCUUUGGCUCACCUGCUGCUUCCCAAGGAGGAGACAAAAAAGGGCGGACCCGGGCACAGCAGAUUGUUCCCUGUACAGUGUCACAGCUGAUGACCGCAACCCAAGCAGAGGAUGUUUUCCGUGCAGGCGAGGUUGAAGUUGCACAAGUCACCAUUGUUGGGAUCAUCAGAAGCACAGAUAAAUCCAUGACUAACAUACAGUACAAAGUGGACGACAUGACGUGGGCUCCUAUGGAUGUGAAGCAAUGGGUAGACACAGAGGAUCCCAAUGUGGACAGUUCUGUCAUCCAUCCAGACACAUAUGUCAAGGUUUCUGGCAACCUCAGAUCCUUUCAGAAUAACAGGUCUUUGGUAGCAUUCAGUGUCCGGCCGUUAGAAGACAUGAAUGAGAUCACUUCACACAUGUUGGAGGUUGUGCAGGCUCACAUGUUGCUCAGCAAACCACAAGCCAUGAUGGGUGGAGGAGGGGGAGGAAUCAACAGCAGCAUAGUGCCUAUAUCCCGUCCUGGCAUGAGUGGCAUGGGCAUGAGUGGGAGUUACUCUGGUGCCAGUGCUAUGGCCAAUAAUGGAUUAAGUCCUAAUCAAAACCAGGUUUUAUGUCUGAUAAAGAGCUGCCCAGAACCUCAGGGCAUCAGCAUUCAAGAGCUGAAGCAGAGACUAAGUGGCAUGAACAUGACUGUUAUCAGACAGGUUGUGGACUUUCUUAGCAAUGAAGGACAUAUUUUCUCUACUAUUGAUGAGGACCACUUCAGAUCAACGGACCAAGAAGCCUAAAGACCAUCUGUCAUUUAAGGAUUAAGCGUUGUGACAUCUUAGCAUCUUACUCUGCUCAUCAGUUACUCAACCAUAUGUCAUUAAUCUAUUCCAACACAUUAUCAUGACUAAUAGAACACCUACUAUAGACUAUAGACUACAACUUUGUGAAGAAAAUGCGGGGCCUAAGAGUUAGGAAAUAACUAGCCAGAUCAGUUUCAAUAUAACAACUGUGUUCAUGUAGGUAUAAUAACUUCUUGAAGUUUAUUAGCAAUAUAUGACACAGUAACAAACAUUCUGAUAAACAUUGUUAAUAUAAAACUACAUGUCCUUUAAAUUCAUGUUUUUUCUGUAUGUAAUGUGUUUUUCUAAUGAGAUUACAAUGGUUUAAUUUUGCUGCUGGCUAAUAAAAUUAAUAUUAAAUCAAA
This is a messenger RNA of Electrophorus electricus (electric eel), 1417 nucleotides long. RefSeq names its product replication protein A2 (gene rpa2). Gene Ontology annotation, biological process: DNA replication; double-strand break repair via homologous recombination; nucleotide-excision repair. Gene Ontology annotation, cellular component: DNA replication factor A complex; nucleus; site of double-strand break. Lineage: Eukaryota; Metazoa; Chordata; Actinopteri; Gymnotiformes; Gymnotidae. Gene Ontology annotation, molecular function: single-stranded DNA binding. The record is from RefSeq and is a predicted model, not a curated record.